This is a messenger RNA of Malaya genurostris, 1482 nucleotides long. RefSeq names its product GATA zinc finger domain-containing protein 14-like. The record is from RefSeq and is a predicted model, not a curated record. The transcript is spliced from 6 exons. Gene Ontology annotation, cellular component: spliceosomal complex. NCBI's taxonomy places the organism in Eukaryota, Metazoa, Arthropoda, Insecta, Diptera, Culicidae. Gene Ontology annotation, biological process: regulation of mRNA splicing, via spliceosome. The annotation marks the transcript as partial. Gene Ontology annotation, molecular function: RNA binding.
AAUAAUAAUAAUAAUAAUAAUAAUAAUAAUAAUAAUAAUAAUAAUAAUAAUAAUAAUAAUAAUAAUAAUAAUAAUAAUAAUAAUAAUAAUAAUAAUAAUAAUAAUAAUAAUAAUAAUAAUAAUAAUAAUAAUAAUAAUGAUAAUAAUGAUCGUUCGAGCUCUAAUAGUUCUAAACGUCGCGGUGGGGGUGUCUUACUCGCCGUUCGCUCGUGCUAUAAAAGCCGUUUAAUUGUUCCUCCUGAAUCAUCGGGUGUCGAACACGUAUGGGUUGCAAUCAGUUUACGCACCUGUAAACUCUUCAUCUGCGUCAUCUACAUUCCGCCUGACCGUACCAAUGACAUUCAAUUUAUAAAUGAACACUUGCAAUCCAUGUCUUGGAUCGUCUCUCAAAUGCUAACAACCGAUAACAUCGUGAUUGUAGGCGACUUCAAUUUCAGUGGAAUACUAUGGCAAUCCCAUUCAUCUCGCUACCUGUUCCCCGAUGUUAGUCGUUCAUCUAUUGGAGCGUUGGCUACUCAGCUGUUGGACGAUAAUAGUAAUAGUAACAGUAAUAGUAACAGUAAUAGUAACAGUAAUAGUAACAGUAAUAGUAACAGUAAUAGUAACAGUAAUAGUAACAGUAAUAGCAACAGUAAUAGCAACAGUAAUAGCAACAGUAAUAGCAACAGUAAUAGCAACAGUAAUAGCAACAGUAAUAGCAACAGUAAUAGCAACAGUAAUAGCAACAGUAAUAGCAACAGUAAUAGCAACAGUAAUAGCAACAGUAAUAGCAACAGUAAUAGCAACAGUAAUAGCAAUACAAUAGCAAGUAAUAGCAACAGUAAUAGCAACAGUAAUAGCAACAGUAAUAGCAACAGUAAUAGCAACAGUAAUAGCAACAGUAAUAGCAACAGUAAUAGCAACAGUAAUAGCAACAGUAAUAGCAACAGUAAUAGCAACAGUAAUAGCAACAGUAAUAGCAACAGUAAUAGUAACAGUAAUAGUAACAGUAAUAGUAACAGUAAUAGUAACAGUAAUAGUAACAGUAAUAGUAACAGUAAUAGUAACAGUAAUAGUAACAGUAAUAGUAACAGUAAUAGUAACAGUAAUAGUAACAGUAAUAGUAACAGUAAUAGUAACAGUAAUAGUAACAGUAAUAGUAACAGUAAUAGUAACAGUAAUAGUAACAGUAAUAGUAACAGUAAUAGUAACAGUAAUAGUAACAGUAAUAGUAACAGUAAUAGUAACAGUAAUAGUAACAGUAAUAGUAACAGUAAUAGUAACAGUAAUAGUAACAGUAAUAGUAACAGUAAUAGUAACAGUAAUAGUAACAGUAAUAGUAACAGUAAUAGUAACAGUAAUAGUAACAGUAAUAGUAACAGUAAUAGUAACAGUAAUAGUAACAGUAAUAGUAACAGUAAUAGUAACAGUAAUAGUAACAGUAAUAGUAACAGUAAUAGUAAUAGUAAUACCGCUCAAUCAACGCCUCUUGGUCCCUUUUAG